CUCUUGUCACCCGCUAUGGUCCGCACCAAGAACACCGCCAAGAAAUCCACUGGCGGCUCAGCCCCACGCGUCCUCCUCAACAUCUCAAGCACCCGGACUUCUGGAGUGGAUAGCCGGAGAAGGAAGGCUUUGACCGCCUCCAAGGUCAAGCCUGUGGGAGGUGGGGACAUUGAGAAGAGAGAUGCUCAUUAUAAGGCUUUGACCGCUGCCAAGGCCACCUUGCCUAUGGGAGGUGGGGACUUGGCAAAUACAAGUGUUCACAAUGAGUAUUGCAUAGUCUGCAGGGAUGGUGCAGGGCGCUAUGAAGAGAAUACUCUCUUCAUGUGCACUCUGUGUCCCAGAGUUGUGUGCAGGCUCUGCCUGCAGCUGCCGCCUGACUUAGAGACCACAGUCCUGCAGGACAACAUCUCUUUCCGGUGCAUUUGUUGCCACAUCAAGAUGGAACAAGGCGGCGCCUACUUUGGUUUCUAUAACGCCAACCACCUUCCGGUCUUGGACAGGUUCUUACCCAUCAAUGGCGCGCUUGAGGUGUCUGAGCGAGCCGAAAUUUCGGCGGCCACAGUCAUUUUCAUUCACCUCAUCCUCGUCGACUUCACAUUGGCUGGUAGCCCUAUGGAGUUUGCUCAUUCCUUCCUCAAGCCCUACUAUACUGGCGACCGCAUCCAGUAUCUCAACGUCUACUAUGACAUUGGCACUGAUGCCAAGCUUCCCACCUACCGCAACAACAUCCAGAAGAUAAUGAAAGGUUUGAAGAAGUCCUUUGUCUGGGAGCGUGUUGUGAUUGGCAUCUCUACUCACACUGAUGAGGAUUUUGGAGACCCUUUUACUGGGUAUGAGGAUGAUGCCUCAGAGGGCUAUAUCAGCACUCCGGUCAAUGAUUUCUUGGAAAUAAUUCUCCAACCCUGGCAAACUCUCAUUGAUGCCGCCCAGGAAUCCUACCUCUGGAUGUUCUGUUGUGGCCACCUUGUCACCAACUUGGACUCAUUCCAUGGCUUGCAAGAGGCUGUUGUCCGACACAAAUUAACCGGUACCAUCGCAUUCAAUGCUCCUCGGUUUCAGCCCUCUUUCGCCUCGCACUUGCUCAUUGCGUUCACAGAGAGGGUUCUCAUUGGACGUUGCCCACUUCGUUUAGCAUUCAAGGAUAUGCUCGCACAAGCCUGUGACCUUGGUCGCCACUCUGACAUUUAUCUGCUGACACCUGUCAAGGAGGGCGCCCUCACUUGCUCUAGGUUUGCAUGGGCUAAUGUGGAGUUCCGUCCUUGGGGCUACCGCCUGCCUAUCCAAUGCAGUGGGUGUGGUUGGGCUAAUUCUUGGAGGUCCGCCUAUGUCAAAGGCAGCAAGGACAAGGCUUAUAUUUUUGAGUGCAAAAAUGACUCUUGCAAUGCUGUUUUGGAUGAGCACAAGAUUUCCUAUGUCUCAGCUAGAGGAAACCCUGCUGAGAGGGCAAAAAUCCUCAAAAGCAUCAAAGAUGCCAUACUUGAAAGUGACCAGGCCAAGGAUGCUUCGACUAUGCUUCCAGGCAAUAACAUUCGGAAGGCUAUCCGUACAUAUUACUUGCGUUUUCUGGAGGAUGACGAGGACCGCGAUCUCGAGCAAAAAAUCAUCGAGGGAGCUCAUAAACUCACAUCUGGUGCAGGCAUCAUCACUGUAGAUAUGGUCAAAGGCCGUCAGGAUGACAAGCCUCUGGAUGCUGCAGCAUUCAAGACCGAAUUCUCUCCUUUUGAUGUCGCUCAGAAGUUGUUCAAAGAAGAAAUUGGGGAGUAUGACAAGAAGCACCGUGACACCUCUGACCUAAGGUCCAUGGGGACAAGGACAAAGCUGGUCCGGUCCUGGUACAAUGCCCUGUCACCAGAUGUACAUGAGGAGCUCAGACUUGUGGCAGAAAAGUGGAACCAGGAAGGUGCUCUUUCCGACGCCAAGGACAGAUACCGCAGCCGACACCAGAAGAAAAUCAUGGAGGACUUCAUAAAGAUGGCAGGAAGAACCAUGGGUUUACAUGUUGUGAUGCUCGUAGCUCAUGAUCGAGGGGAGGGGAAAAUGCCUGGAACAACCAUUUGGGAAUCCUGUCCCAGGAAGGCGAAGAAAACUUUUACUCUGGCUACCAAAGACAACAAGAAAUGGGCUGGAGAGUCCCAAGACCGACUUGCUGACUGGCUGAAUGAAGCCGAGUAUACAACAGGCUUAGACGCUGAGGACCAAUCUGACGAGGAAGAUGAGAAGUUGCCCGAUUUAACAGUGGAGGUAGACGAUGAGGGCUAUCCUUGCCUACCGACAGGCUUUGAAUCUCUCAUGCUCAAGAACCAGCAGAAGGUCGUACGAAAGGUAUUUCAAAAGGCUUAUGCGGUCAUCUCAAACAACCCUAGGGCUGCAGUCCCCUGGGGUCAUAUUACCCAAGAUCCAGACCAUUACCUUGACAUGGACUGUAUCCCUCGAAAUGUCGUCAUCAAGGAUCCUUCUCACCUGCAGAAGGAAGCCAUCAGUAUGAUUUUUUCACUUUGGAAAUAUCGUGCUAACCAUAAUGAACCAAUUGUCCGGUUCGUUGGGUAUAAGGAAGGCGACUUCUAUGAUUCACUGGCUAAGAAGGGGGAUGUAAGUAAAAAAUCAAGGAAGAACCCAAAAUAUGUCGAAGUAUCAUCAGAUGAGGACGAGGUACUGAAGAAGGCCCCCCAAGCCAAUGGUUCUUCUGACGAAGAGGAUGACUUGGAAAGCCACACCCCAUCUCUUUCCGAUUCCUGCCCGAAAUUCCAUAUGGGUGGUGACACAGUCGGUUAUCUUCAAUCCCUCUCUACCCUCCCAUCAUAUUCUCGUCUGUUGGCCACAGUUCAAAAACUCUCCAAGACACAAACUCCUGAUCCUAAGGGCAAGGCUAGGAAGCAACAUCUGCCUGUCUGGGCAUCUUGGACUUGGUCUGAGGCAUAUCUACCUCAAAAUAUGCACAGUGAUAUUCAGGCUUCCUCUGUCGCUUUGGAGGAACUAGGCAACUAUGUCAUCAAAUCUCGUGGUUUGGGUAUGAUUGUUGUCCUGGGCCUUGGACUCCUCAUUCGUGAGUGUUGCCGCGCUCAGGAGUAUGAAGCAGAUGAGGCUGGAGAUGAUGUGCCUCAAUAUUUGGGCGACUCCAUCCUUGGCUUCGAGGUGGGGGACAAGGUUGAAGAGGCCAUUAUCAGAAUCCAGGUGAAGGUGGACGCAAUGCUGCCAGAUGGUAAUGAGAAGCAGAUGACAGUGGGGGAAGAAGUUCACAUGAGGCGUCUGGAGAACAAAAGGCAGGUGAAAGAGAGGAGGGAGGCAGAGCAGGCAAAGGUGGCUGAGGAAAAGAGGGUGGCUGAGGAGAAGAGGGUGGCUGAGGAGAAGAGGGUGGCUGAUCAGAGGGCUGCCACAUCAAAGAAGGCAAGCAGUACUAACACUGGAGGAAAAGGGAAGGGUAAACGCCCAGCAACAGAUGUGGAUGAUUCAGUCAUGAAAAAGGUGAAGACAUCUGCUCCUCCUGAUCCUCCUCGUCGCUCUACCAGAGACAGAGCAGCUUCAAAGAAGUUUAAGAACUUAGAAUCCCCUUCUUGCAGAUGCAUAAAUGGAAUGACCGACCCACUGAUACCUUAUUGGACUAUUGGCCAGCCAGUCUGUGCAGCAUGUAGGCCAUGGCCGGCCGACCUACUGGUAUUAUAUUGGCCUAGUGGGCCAGCUGCCCUAUACGGGAUGUAG
This is a messenger RNA of Suillus clintonianus, 3696 nucleotides long. RefSeq lists its product as uncharacterized. The record is from RefSeq and is a predicted model, not a curated record. The transcript has 14 exons. NCBI's taxonomy places the organism in Eukaryota, Fungi, Basidiomycota, Agaricomycetes, Boletales, Suillaceae. The annotation marks the transcript as partial.